AUUUUAAAGCCGAAAGUGAAACAGGGUGGGCGCGCGCGAGUCGAUCUUCCAUGGCCUCGCCGCCUCCGCCGCCGCCAUGCGAGAUGGCGGAGAUGGAGCUCGCCGCGGCACAAGCCCUGGCUCACCUCGCCGGUGCAGCGGCGACAGAGAGCGGUGGCGAAGGCAGUAGCUCAAGGAAGCGGAUCAAGAGCGAGUCGCCUCCUAUGGCUCAGCCACGCAGCGUCCACUUCCGGGACCAGGAGGUUACGAGUUCAGCUCCUGGCUGUAGCCGAGAUUACAUUGCUGAUAAGGUAGAAGAAUUGAUAGACAUCAAUCAAAAUUUUGAAAUGAUCAAAUCGAGUGUCAAGAUCCCAAGUACAAGUAGUCCCUCUUCUUCACGCAGUACCAGAGUGAAGCAAAAUUUGACAGAGGCUGAAAAGGAAGAACGGAGAUUGCGCAGAGUCUUAGCUAAUAGAGAGUCAGCCAGGCAGACCAUUCGUCGGCGUCAGGCUCUUCGAGAAGAAUUAACGAAAAAAGUGGUUGAUUUGUCAAUGGAAAAUGAGAAUAUGAAAUUGGAAAAAGAUUUGGCUAUGAAAGAGUACCUUUCACUUAAAGAUGCAAAUGAAAAAUUAAAAGAACAGAUUGCCAGGGCUAUGAGGUUUGAGGAUGAGAAAAAUCCUGAUGUGACGACAUCUAAGUCAGAAUCUUCGACGCCAUUGAUAAGCAAGCCUCAGCUUAUCACCUAUGAGAAAACACCUGUCUUAUCGGUUAUGUAUCCUCCUCGGCCUUUCAUCCCUCAAGACGCAACUGUUUUUGAACAAGGUGGUUCUAGCUACAUAAGUGGAUCAAUGCCAUCCCAUUACAUGCCUUGUUCUUGGUAUUACCCCCUUCCUCGUGAAGUCUCUGGAUCAACAAUGUAUUCUGAAUCGACCCAAAGCAAAGAUGUGGAACAAAUUGGCAGCGAGCUUGAAUUAAAGCAACCUCGCAACCAACUGGACGUGAUGGAAAGGCUCUCUUUGCAAGGAGUUCGCCGAGCUCCAAAGGAUCCUGCAACUAUUGUUGCUGCUAAAGAGGUCCUUAGGCCUUCUCCUGAAAGACCUACUUCAUGCCAUGAAAUUUCUUUGUGCCAUGAUAAAGAUAAAGAAAAAGAUAAAGAUAUAGCAGAAGAAUUGCAGGGUUAUUGUACAUGGCCUCCUGAUAAAGUAUCAAGUUCGAUGACGGCAACAACCAGAACUGCAGCGGAUGCGAGAAAGAGAAGGAAAGAAAUAACUAAGUUAAAACAAUUGCAUGGAAGGCACACAGGAUGAACAGCUGAAACCCCAAAUUAGUAUUCAUGGGUCUGUAUUUAUCUUCCCUCUUAGGCCAUUAGUUUGAAGGUAUACAAUUGGUGCUAGGUUUACUAGUAGUGAUAUCAUUAUGAUAUUGGUGCGUGUUUUUGCUCAUGUUACUUGGAACUAUGCUUUCCAAUACACAAACAAUUGGCUAGAUAUGGAUAGUAGAAGUCUGUU
Messenger RNA from Zingiber officinale, 1487 nucleotides. RefSeq lists its product as uncharacterized. The record is from RefSeq and is a predicted model, not a curated record. Gene Ontology annotation, molecular function: DNA-binding transcription factor activity; sequence-specific DNA binding. The transcript has 6 exons. NCBI's taxonomy places the organism in Eukaryota, Viridiplantae, Streptophyta, Magnoliopsida, Zingiberales, Zingiberaceae. Bases 51 to 1286 code for a protein of 411 amino acids. Gene Ontology annotation, biological process: regulation of DNA-templated transcription.